Messenger RNA from Perognathus longimembris pacificus (Pacific pocket mouse), 7504 nucleotides. RefSeq names its product lysine demethylase 7A (gene Kdm7a). NCBI's taxonomy places the organism in Eukaryota, Metazoa, Chordata, Mammalia, Rodentia, Heteromyidae. The record is from RefSeq and is a predicted model, not a curated record. The coding region runs from base 145 to 2976 and encodes 943 amino acids. The transcript has 20 exons. Gene Ontology annotation, molecular function: transcription coregulator activity; histone demethylase activity. Gene Ontology annotation, biological process: protein demethylation; regulation of transcription by RNA polymerase II.
CCGCCGCCGCCGCCGCCGCCGCCGCGCCGCGGCUGCUGCUCCGGCUGCUGCAGGAGGCGGCGCUGGCUGGCGGCUGCGCUCGCUCCAGUAGGCGAGCGGAGCAGCGAGCGAGGGAGCGUGUGUGUGUGUGUGUGUUUUUUAAAGAUGGCCGGAGCGGCGGCGGCGGUGGCGGUGGCCGCGGGAGCAGCAGCUGGAGCCGCCGCGGCAGCCGUGUCGGUGGCGGCUCCGGGCCGGGCCUCGGCACCUCCGCCACCCCCUCCGGUGUACUGUGUGUGCCGGCAGCCGUACGACGUGAACCGCUUCAUGAUCGAAUGCGAUAUCUGCAAGGACUGGUUCCACGGCAGCUGUGUUGGAGUAGAAGAACAUCAUGCUGUUGACAUUGACCUAUAUCACUGUCCCAACUGUGUGAUUCUACAUGGCUCCUCCUUGAUGAAAAAGCGGAGGAACUGGCACAGGCACGACUACACAGAAAUUGAUGAUGGUUCCAAACCAGUGCAAGCUGGAACCAGGACCUUUGUUAAGGAGUUACGUUCGCGAGUCUUCCCAAGUGCCGAUGAAAUCAUUGUAAAGAUGCAUGGUAGUCAGCUGACACAAAGAUACCUGGAGAAACAUGGAUUUGAUGUUCCUAUUAUGGUCCCUAAAUUAGAUGAUCUUGGACUCAGGCUCCCUCCACCUGCUUUUUCUGUGAUGGACGUGGAACAUUACGUAGGUGGUGACAAAGUGAUAGAUGUCAUUGAUGUGGCAAGGCAGGCAGACAGCAAAAUGACUCUUCACAAUUAUGUUAAAUACUUCACAAAUCCAGACAGACCAAAAGUGUUAAAUGUGAUCAGCCUUGAAUUCUCAGAUACCAAGAUGUCUGAGUUGGUGGAGGUCCCUGAUAUAGCCAGAAAACUUUCCUGGGUUGAAAAUUAUUGGCCAGAUGAUUCAGUGUUUCCCAAGCCAUUUGUUCAGAAAUACUGCUUAAUGGGAGUUCAAGACAGCUAUACAGAUUUCCACAUUGACUUCGGUGGGACUUCAGUCUGGUACCAUGUCCUCUGGGGUGAGAAGAUUUUUUAUUUGAUAAAGCCAACAAAUGAAAAUUUGGCACUCUAUGAAUCUUGGAGUUCAUCUGUGACUCAGAGUGAGGUAUUCUUUGGAGAUAAAGUUGAUAAAUGCUACAAAUGUGUGGUGAAGCAGGGACAUACCUUAUUUGUUCCUACAGGGUGGAUUCAUGCCGUGCUCACUUCUCAGGACUGUAUGGCUUUUGGGGGAAACUUUCUGCACAAUCUUAACAUUGGCAUGCAGCUCAGGUGUUAUGAGAUGGAAAAAAGACUAAAGACACCAGAUCUUUUCAAAUUCCCUUUCUUUGAAGCCAUAUGUUGGUUUGUAGCCAAAAAUUUGCUGGAAACCCUGAAAGAACUGAGAGAAGAUGGUUUCCAACCUCAAACUUACCUAGUACAGGGAGUGAAAGCACUACAUUCUGCUUUAAAAUUAUGGAUGAAAAAAGAACUUGUAUCUGAACAUGCCUUUGAAAUUCCAGACAAUGUUAGACCUGGACAUCUUAUUAAGGAACUUUCUAAAGUAAUUCGAGCAAUAGAGGAAGAAAAUGGAAAGCCAGUUAAAUCUCAGGGAAUUUCUACUGUGUGUCCAGUUUCUCGAUCCUCAAAUGAAUCAACUUCCCCAUACCAUUCCCGAAGAAAGAUGAGGAAACUUCGAGAUCAUAAUGUCCGAACUCCUUCUAAUCUAGAUAUCCUAGAGCUCCAUACAAGGGAAGUCCUCAAAAGAUUGGAGAUGUGUCCAUGGGAAGAGGACAUCUUGAGCUCUAAACUGAAUGGAAAAUUCAACAAACAUCUCCAACCGUCUUCUACAGUACCUGAAUGGAGAGCAAAAGAUAAUGAUCUACGAUUACUGCUGACAAAUGGAAGAAUAAUUAAAGAUGAGAGGCAGCCCUUUGCAGAUCAGAGUCUUUACACAGCAGAUAGUGAAAACGAAGAGGAUAAGAGAAGGACAAAAAAGGCAACCAUGAAGAUGGAAGAAAGUUCAGGAAUAGAGGGAACAGAGAGCGAAGAAUCUCAAAAACCACUCAAUAGGUUUUUUACAAGUGUGAAAUCAGAACUCAGGAAUAGAUCAUCAGAAUAUUCAGAUAUUUCUGAUUCAGAAGACUCUGGACCUGAUUGCACUGCAUUGAAAAUUCAUUUUACCACUGAAGAGUCUGAAAGUUCAGGUGAUGAAAAGAAACAAAUAACAUCAAAGUCUAAGGAGGAACCUGAUGUGAUAAGGAACUUCUUUCAGAAGAGCCAGAAACCAUCUAGAAGUGAAAUUCCAAUUAAAAGGGAAUGUCCUACCUCGACUAGCACAGAAGAAGAAGCUAUUCAGGGCAUGUUGUCUAUGGCAGGGUUGCACUAUUCCACAUGUUUACAAAGACAGAUGCAAAGCACGGACUCUGCUGGUGAGAAGAAUGCUCUCCAGGAUCCCAGCAACUGCCACAGCAGUAACCAUGAGAGUAGGCAGUUGUAUCACUAUGAUACACAAGUGGAAUGUGGAUACCAUGUCAAGACUGAAGAUCAAGACUUGAGGACUUCUUCCUGGACUAAACAAUUUGAUAGACCUUCCAGAUUUAAUCCUCAGGACCUUAGUAGAAGCCAGAAAUGCAUCAAAAAGGAAGGCUCAUCAGAAAUCAGUCAGAAGGUGCAAAGCAGGCAUUAUGUGGACAGCAGUGGCUCCAGCCUUCAGAAUGGGAAGUACAUACAGAAUCCCAGCUUGGUUUCAGGGCCAUGCCAAAUAAGAAAUGGCAGUCUAAGCCCAGAAAGACCUCUUGGUGAAUCUUCCUUUUCAGUGCCCCUUCAUCCCACCAAGAGACCUGCAUCAAACCCACCACCUAUCAGCAACCAGGCAACAAAAGGUAAACGUCCAAAAAAAGGAAUGGCAACAGCCAAACAACGUCUUGGGAAGAUUCUUAAGUUGAACAGAAAUGGUCACGCACGAUUCUUCGUGUGAUAGAGCUGCUGUCACCUCUCUUCCCUUUGGAGGCCAGUCUUAGGGGGUGGGAGCCUGGUGCUUCUGCUGUCCCCCUGCCUGGAGCUGUUUGCUGUCUAGUAAGAACACUGCUCAAAGAACAGAAUGAACCUGAUGCUGCAUUUUUACUGUGCCACACCCACUCAGCAAUAACCCUUUGGACCUGGUGGGGAGAGGAAGAAGGAGGGUGGAACCUUAAAAAGAGACCUUGAACUGGAAAGGGUCUCUUGUCAGGGCUUGAAUUUCAUUUUGUUAUUGGUAGUGUAUUGAUUUAUUUUCAGUAGUAGUGUAAAGAAUUAUCAAUAAUUUAUUUAACAGAUUUUUUUAAGUUAACAGCUUUUAAAUUCUUUCUUUUUUAAAGCUAUUUAUUUGGAAGAUUUCUGGAGAAAUAUCUCACUAAUUUAGAGUUAAGAAUGUGAAGGUUUUUAAAUUAUUUUUGAUAGUAUGUGUGUUACAUGUGGGAAAGAGCCACAGUAACAGUAACUAGUCUGGACUCUUAAAUUUGAUAUUCAGGUUAAAGUCUUAAACAGGGAUUUGAUGCAUUAUUUUAAAUUAAGAUGUAUAUGAAAAUCAUUUUAUUUUAUAUAUUUCAUGUGUUUUUUAUAAGCUAUUAGCUUCGCUUUUGCUAACAUCCAAGGUGCAUACUGUUAUCAGGUUGAUUCCCUUACACCCCACCUUUCCUCUGCACCCCCAUCAUUUUGAGACAACCCAACAAAACUCUUCUCUGCAGGGAAACACUUCCAUAGCUAAUCCAUAAAAACACAAAAGAUUCCUCGUUUCUCAUUUCUUUGACAUUGGUUUUCUUCUAAAUAUGAAGACAUAGCUUCUUGCAUUUUUCAUUUGUCCCAAUGAUAUCUGGGUCCCAAAGAGAACAGCUUUAAUCUUUUAGCUACUUGUGGGAAAAAUAUAAAUUUGAUUACAUUGUCACAUUUAUAAUUUUUCCAAAUACAUUUGUAACUAUAGAGGGCCUCCUUCACACUGCUUGUGUUGGAAAAUAGGGCCAACACUUGCUAUAGAGGUUAAAUCUUAGGAUACUUUUAUUCUCUAGCCCUAACUUGAUGGAUAUUCAAACCUACACAUUAAGCUGUAAUUCAAUAGGACUAUAUUAUAUAACUAAGUUUUAUAGAAGCAAGCAUGUUGGACUAGAUCUACUGUGUAUAUGAUUUUUUUUAAUUUCUUAAUCUUCUAAAGAAAUAUUUCAGACACAGAUUUGGAGUAAAAUGGGUGCUUUUGCAGUUUCUUCCAUCUAGUGUGUAUUGCAGUUAGCUAUUGGGUUGAACUUUUAAGAUAAUCAUUUUUCUUUAUGUAUAGUUUUAUUAAAUUCCAGUUUUUCAGUUGUUGAUAAUUUCCUCCACUUUCCCCUUGUGGCAUAAAAAUGAUGGUUGUGGGGGUGUGGUGGAGCUAUUCCCAAGUCUGACAAUAUAGCAUUACAUAAAUAGGCAAAUAGACUGAAAUUUAGUUUGUGGAUUUUUUCUCUUUUUUUGCUCGGCAAGGUAGUGAGACUUCCUACUGUAUUAAAUAUCUUUUUAAAGACCUAAGAAAAGUAUCUGUACCAUCAUCUUUUAUGGUUGCAUUCAAAUGUGUAUUUCAAAAAAAAUAUUUUUUACUGUCUCCAUUGUAAUAUUUCAUGGGAUAGCUAUGAAGUAGCUUAUGAAUUUCUUUUUUGGUCUUUGACUGUGAGGACCAAAGUCCAAAUUUUAUUUGAGUGUUUGGAAAUUCUUAGUCUCCAUAGACAGCCUUCUUUGCCCCUGUCUGCACUGUGCCAUAAAUAGUGGAGAGAUGGAUGCAGUCAACCACUGACUGGUCAUCAGAUUUCAAGAUGCAAAAGUCUGGUUUGACUGAUUCCCUCACCUUCUCACAAUAUAUCACUGUGAUGUCUUCGUUUUCUGUUUUAGUGUUUUAAUACACAUUUUUAUAUUAGCUUAAGAAAUAAGAACUAUAAUUUUUUUCCCAGUUACUUCAGGAUCUGGACUGUUUUUCCUCUACAAUUUGCACAACUCUAAAAGAACUUUUUUCUUUAGUCAUAAAAAUUAAAAUUAAUUUAUUUUUAUGAAUUAAAAUUGUGGCCAGUAUCCACCCUGUGUCCUUAGGCCAAUAAACACUAAUAUUGAGUUGCUAAUGUGUGGGAUUUUUUAAGUGAAGGUACUGUGGAUUCAGUUUAGCAUUUUAGUCCAUUAACUGGUUAUGUCACAAACCUUUCAGCAAGAUAAUAUAACCACUAUGAGUGAACCCAUGUAUCUUUUUCUGAAUUGGUGAAAAUUUUUAGCCACGGAUCUAAUAACUUUUAUACUUUGCCUCUUACAAACAUAAUGGCCAUGAUACACCCCUUACCUUCAUGGAAAUGGCUGAACCUUAAGGUGACUAUUGCCUACUCUGGGUUCAGUAGCAGUAGGUAACCUUAGUCUCAUUUAUAGGCACUCUACCACAGCUUACACAAGAAGACAGCAGUGAUAAUAUUUAGUCAUAAGCAAAUAUAAAUAUGUAAAAUUGAGAAGUAGUGAUUUAAUGUAUGCAACUGUAAUAGUAGUAGUAAUUUUUCUAUAUGAAUUCAAGUAAAUGACUCAACCUGGGAUCCACUGUACUGUAAUCCACAACAUCACAUAAUAUCACACUUCCCCACACUGAUGAAUGAUCUAAUAGUAUAAAGCAGGCAGUUUACAGUAGCUCAGUAACCUAGGAAUAUGUUAAACUUCAUAAAUACCCGUUUAUCUUUGAGACAUACAAAAUUGAACAUUCUACUGAAGUCAUCAGAAACUCAGAGAAGAAACAAACCCAUCUUAUCACUAAAUACUUAGCUUAAAUACUAUUCUCUUUUUUGAUAAUCCUAAUUAUUGCCUUUUUUAUGUACUCUACUGUAUUUAUUCACAUAAGAUUAGCAGGUAUUUAUCAAACAUAUACUGUGCGCCCAGAACUAUUUAGGACUGUAGGAGAAUUUUGUUGCAAUUGUAGCUUCUGCUAUGAAAGUAUCUUCUCCAGGAAAUUAGCAGUAUUAUUUUUAUUUCUAAAUAAAUUAGAGCAGAAGAGGGCCCUGUUCAUUUAAAAAAACAAAAAAGCCUAAGUUUAUUAGUUUCAACUAAUGUAUCCCACUGUACAAGUAGAAGCAAAAAAAUUGUAAACGACCUGACUUCUUAAAAUUUAAGAAACAUAACACAAGUUAGUAUUUUAAUUGGUAACAUAACAAUGUAGUACAACAUAGAAAAAAAAAGAACUGAGUUCUGGACUAAUAAGUUCUGCCACUUUUGUGACAGCUGUAUGACCCUGAAUAAGCCAUUUUUUCUAAAUCUUAUUUCUGAGUCUGUUUUUCGUAUUUGUAUGUUUAAGUGAAAAUGCUUAUUAGGAUAAUCAGUGAAGAAAGCAUUCCUUAGUAAUACUUCAUACAUAGAAAAGUUAUUAAAUUACAACUGAUAAUUAAUGAAUUUACCUUUAUACACUAUUUAAGUGGAAAUUGUUAUUCAUAAAAUUUGUUUCAAAUCAAAUAUAUUCCCAGAGCAGGCUGCCUAAAAAAAUGUGAACAAACCUUUAACAAGGUGCUAAGUUAGUCAGAAUCUCUGCUUGAAUUGAAAGGAAAAGAACUGAGUUAGUGUUUGGAGAGGAGAAUGAGAAUGUUCAUCCUCCAGUACAUUAAGAUGAGUUAUUAUAGUGGAAAGCUACCUUUAGGUUUUUCUUAAAGAAGAAUUCAAAUAGUACUUCUCAGAUUUGGCAUACUUGUCAGGUACCAGAGGAAAGGUAAAAUAAGUUACGAAUUAAAGUGGUGUAGCAGCUACCCACAAGACUAAAGGAAAAUAAGGUAAGGAAUCUGGGACUCCAUAGGACAGCUCCAUGUUGGCGAUAAUAGCCUGGGUAAAGAGGUCAUUGGCAGUUUGGAAGGCAGACUCAACAGAACAGUUAACUGCUUGUUUGAGAAAAUGCUUUUUACUGAAGUGUGUAAGGUCACUCUCUAGGAGAUGAGAUGAGUAACUGCUAUAGUGAAUGAUCAUUUUUUAGUUUUUAACACGGGAGAUACCAGGUUCUCAUAAUGUAACAAUAAAUUACUUCUUCAAAAAUUUACCUUUCUUUUUAAAUAUUAAACUGAUUGCCCCUCGUUGCAAGGUCCUGAGUUUGAUUGCCAGCACAGAGCGAGUAAGGUGGAAACUCAAGCUCACUUUCCUAAUGUCCUUGACCUUCAUUCAAAGUAGUCUCUAGGUUCUAAGGAAAGCUGGUCAGUAAAGGAGACCAGUGUAACCCAAGUAGGGCAUGGAUUUUCCUGGGGACACUGGAUCUGGGACCUCCUAUAUCUUGCUUCUGUGACACUGUGCAGUCUCCAUUUGUCUUGUGGAAGACAUCCAUAUGCUUCCCUGACACUAGGUGAUCAGAAAGAGAGAAAAUUUAUAGUUACUGAAUUGUUAUUAAGCAUAAAGGAGUCUUCAUGCUGAAUGUAGCCUUACUAAAAACUUCAUUUUAAUUUGCUUUUCAGUGAACAUCAUGCCCUAAAUCAAAUAUUUAAUGUUCUUUCCAUAAGUACUUCCCCUCC